AUGUUGGGAAGAAAGAGAAGUGAGAAUUUCACUCCGGACCAGCGGAGAGCUCUAAUUGAGCUGGUAAGAGCUCAUGAAGAUAUCGUUGAAGACAAGCGAACGGAUGUCCAGGCAAACAAGAGAAAACAGGCAGCAUGGGAGAAGAUAGCAGGGGAAAUGAAUGCCUUAUUUCCCGAACGUCCACAGGACCUGAAAGACCUUUGGAGACGAAUGAAGAUCAAGGCCAAGGCCGUAGCCCGUGAGAAAAAGAUCGACCUUGGUAAAACUGGAGGGGGGACGGCCACUGUAGGGGAGGUGGAUGACGAAAUCCUUGCCAUUCUGAAUAUCACACCUGGGGAUCUGCAACAACUACAUAAUCCUGUGGAUGACGAUGCCCCUUCCGUUCCUGUAGUUGCUGAUGACGUCAUUGAUGAACCCUUACCAUCAACAAGCGCUGACGAUCUGGGAAGCUGCACUCCAGCCGCGGAAACAUUCCUGAAAGAUGUGGAUGGGGAAGUUGAAUAUACUGGAGGUAACUACGAUCUUCACAACAGCUCUGCCGCAACCCCCAGGAAACCACGUUCUAGUAAAAGCCUUGAGAAGAGGGCUACCAUGUCCGAUGAAUCUCCUGUCUUAAAGAAGACCGACCAAGCACUUGCCUACCUGAAAGAUGAACAUGAACAAAAAAUGAGUUUGCUUAAUUUGCAGCAGGAGGCAGCAAAAUUUAAGAAGCGUGCCUACGAGGCGAAGAUGGACUACUACAAGGAAAAAAUUCGAAAACUCCGCAUUGACCUGUAG
Molecule: messenger RNA, 777 nt
Organism: Lineus longissimus
Lineage: Eukaryota; Metazoa; Nemertea; Pilidiophora; Heteronemertea; Lineidae
Exons: 3
Coding region: 1-777 (258 amino acids)
Source: RefSeq, a predicted model, not a curated record